UCUACAUCAUAGCACACCUACUCAGUGACCUCCAACUUCUACAACGCAACAUGACAAACCGAUUGCUAAUGCGUACAGUUAGCAAGAUCACCAAAAGUAUGACUCGCAGACACAAGGAUCCGAUUUGGGACUUUUCGGAACAGCGAUGAGAACCCACCCUACGAUGUGGACCCCUCUUGUUGAUAAGCUUAUCAACUAAAAUGGAAGCUGCAAAAUCAGGUACGGAUCCCGACAUGCUUGUCGGCAGAUUGCUGCCUAUGAUGCGGAUCGAUGAGCGUCAUGGAAACUUGAUGGAUGUGGUUAUGUGUAUCGCGGGGGUUCAAUACAUGGAAGUAGUGGGGUGAGUAGUAUUCAUUGAUAUCUUCGACUUGAGAAUAAUCCCAAGAUAUCUGUUUGAAAGAAAUCCCUUCUCUUACCCAAGUAUAUCCUUUAUUUCUGAAUUUACAAAAAAACAAAGAAGAAAUCAUCAUAAUGGCUUCAACAUCCCCAACACCCGAAUCCCUCCUCCCAGGAAACGGCAAACCAAGCAACCCCACCGCACCCCGCGGUCCCUCAUCCAAACUCUUCACCCCCCUCACAAUAGGAAACGGAACCCUCCCCCUCACCCACCGAAUAAUUCUCGCUCCCCUAACCCGCAAUCGCGGGACCCCUCAAAACACAAGUCCUGAACCAAACUCCCCAAACCGAACAUGGCUUCCCAACACCUUAAUGAAAGAAUACUACCUCCAACGCACCACACCCGGCGGCCUCCUAAUAAGCGAGGGCAUCCCCCCAAACCUCGAAGGAAACGGCAUGCCCGGCGUCCCAGGACUGUUCUGCGCUGAACAGGUUGAAGGAUGGAAAUCCGUGGUCGCAGCUGUGCAUGCGAGGGGAGGAUUCAUGUAUGCGCAACUCUGGAACGCGGGACGGGCGUCGAUUCCGCAACAUACUGGGAUGCCGACUAUCUCUGCGAGUGCGACGCCCUAUGAGGGCGAUGAGGUGUAUCCUCAUCCCCCGCCUGGGAGUGCGGUGCAAGUGAGGUAUCGAGGUUUCCCGCCUACGGCUUUGGACCAGGAGGGGAUUGAGCGUCAGAUUAAGGAUUAUGUACGUGCUGCGAAGCGAGCUGUAGAGGAUUGUGGGUUUGAUGGUGUGGAGUUGCAUGGUGGGAAUGGGUAUUUACCUGAGCAAUUCCUUUCCUCGAAUAUCAAUGUAAGGACCGACGCGUAUGGAGGAACGCCAGAAAAUAGAUGUAAAUUCGUACUGGAUCUUGUUGAUGCGCUUGUGGAGGCAAUUGGCGAGAACAAGGUGGCAAUCAGACUAACCCCCUUUGGAAUGUAUAAUCAAGCGAGAGGAACGGAAAGACUGGAGACGUGGGGACAUUUGUGUAGAGAGUUGAAGAAGAAACAUAAUUUGAGCUAUGUACAUUUUGUCGAGCCGAGAUAUGAGCAAGUCUUGAGUUUGAAGGAGAAGAAUGAAUGUAAGAAUUCUCCUCUCCCUUAUUCGAUCGUUACUAACACACCUCCAAACAGUCCUCGAAUCUUGGGGCUUCUCUGAUAUCGACCUCAAGUUUUUCCGUGAUAUUUUUGGAGAUACCCCAUUUUUCAGUGCUGGUGGAUGGAACGACCAGAACCUCUGGGGUGUCUUGGAAGAAGGAGCGUAUGAUGCAUUUGCUAUUGGACGACUAUUCCUUAGUACACCAGAUAUUGUAGAAAGAUUGAAGAACGGCAAUCCUUUGAAUGCUUAUGAUAGAACGCGGUUCUACGGCCCAUUUCCGGAGCCUGAGAUUGGAUAUACGGAUUACCCUACUUGGGAGGAAGUCCAAAAGUCUGGAAAGGAAAUCGCUUAGUGUAAGCUUGGAUGGAAUGGGGCGAUUGGAGUAAACAACAAUGGAAUACACUUGUAUAACCGAAUAGACAGAACCGCCAAAACGACGGCAUGAAAUACCGUACUACUGGGACGAGGUCGAGGAAGAAUGAGCGUUCUAGUUAGAAGGAUAGAUAGUUUCAUGUGUAAGAUCUUACGAGUAAGAGAGAUGGA
Hymenoscyphus albidus is the source of this 2016-nucleotide messenger RNA. The record is from the annotation of a GenBank genome assembly. Lineage: Eukaryota; Fungi; Ascomycota; Leotiomycetes; Helotiales; Helotiaceae.